Molecule: messenger RNA, 2934 nt
Organism: Iphiclides podalirius (scarce swallowtail)
Lineage: Eukaryota; Metazoa; Arthropoda; Insecta; Lepidoptera; Papilionidae
Source: the annotation of a GenBank genome assembly
AUGACCCGAAUUCCCCGCGUCUGCUCCGCUGUUACAUACAAGUCGUAUGUCACGUGUUUGGAGCCCCUCAGGCUUGAUAAGCAGCGUCAUCUUCUGUUGCAGGUGAAGAGAUCGAUCAUGCUGAAGAUGGCGGACGCCUGCGCGGACAGCUCGAAGCAGACUCGCUUCCACGAGAUGCACGUGCAGCGGCACAACAACGUCAGCAUACUGUACGCGGACAUAGUGAACUUCACGCCGCUCUCCGAACGGCUCAGCGCUUCGGACCUCGUGAAGACCCUGAACGAGCUCUUCGGCCGGUUCGACCAGAUAGCCCAGGAGAACCAGUGCAUGAGAAUCAAGAUCCUGGGUGACUGCUAUUACUGUGUAUCAGGACUGCCUGUGUCGAGGCCCAAUCACGCAUAUAACUGCGUGAACAUGGGCCUGCAAAUGAUCGACGCUAUACGUUUCGUUCGUGAGGCGACUGGUUUCAACGUGGAUAUGCGUAUCGGCAUUCACACUGGAAACGUCCUCUGCGGAGUCCUCGGUCUUCGCAAGUGGCAGUUUGACGUAUGGAGCGAUGACGUCACGCUCGCCAAUCACAUGGAGUCGGGUGGCAUUGCCGGGCGCGUUCACAUAACAAAAGCAACAAUGCUCCAACUCGGAGGUAGGUUCGAAGUGGAGCCAGGAGAGGGUGCUUCCCGCGAGGGCUACCUGGCUGACCAUAAAGUGGAGACGUACCUGAUAGUUCCACCCAGGAAACCGACGGGAAUAUCGGAAAACGGCCGUUUGUCUGUGUGUACAGUCGAUCGCAAAGCAAGCAUAGUAUCCUCGCUAUACCAAGAUGUCUCUCCAACCAGGCCAAGGGAAAACAUCAGCCCGGCACCUUCGCAGCACAGUUUCGUUGAGCAGGAAACCACGAAGGUCUUGAGAACCGAGUCGCUUCGUAACCCCGGAGAUCUAAGUCGCAGAGCUUCUGUAAGAGUGGAAGGUCUAAAGACCGUGGCAUUCGAAAACAACAACAGUGCGAAUGCUGGUGAUGGAUUAACGAAUGGUACAGUCAGCACCAAACCCAAAAGUAGGAGUGGCUCUAUUAUUGGCGCCAUCAGUCCUAUAAUGGGUACAGAAAGUGAUACAGAGUCUCACCAAGAGAUGGAAACUACGCGGCCAACUCUAUUUCUUAGGAUGAUAAGUACAAUAUCAAUGGAUUCACAACCUACACCGGGCGUUCCAUCUAGAUCUCGCCCAUCUAGCAAAAUGACGAAGUACGUGGAAUGCUGGGGUGCGGACAAACCGUUCGCGAACAUCACUGACUCAACUCUGGCAAAGAAUAUUGGUAUUUCGAGCCUAGCGAUGAUAGAGCAAAACUUGCUCCCGCAAAGGACCUGCUGCGACUGCAGCAACAACUCGGAGGGGAUGAACCGCGUCACUCUGUGGUUCAAGAACGGAGACCAGGAAAGCCAGUACCGCGACCAGAGCGAUGCCCAGUUCAAGUACAACGUCGCGUGCGCCACUGCCCUCUUCUCACUCCUGGCCUUCAUUCAAAUGCUGACCGUACCCAAGAGCAUAGUUAUGUACGCGUCUUUUGGGCCAACUUUGCUGACACUGGUGGUGUUUAUGUAUCUGUCGUGGUGUGACGGUCACUUUCCCGGACUAGGGAUGAGCUUGCUGUCUGACAUGCCUCGCCUGGCCGAUGACUAUGCCGACAAUUGUUACAAACCUGGACAGGUAGUUGCCAACAACUGUUACAUAAGAUUCACCAUGUUCUUAGUGACGGUGCUACUGAUAGGAUCAUGCGCAGUUAUAAAUUUGUUUCAGACGUUUCUUGUACAAGAGUUCCCAGAGGAAAUUUGGAGUACCAGCAAUAGUUCAGCAUCUGAGAAUAUUACCGGAGUACCGUUAUACGUUGACGUCGAUUCAGCCCCUACCUUCAUAUACAGUUCAGUGCUGACCCUCGCAUCGAUAUCGGUGUUCCUUCGCGUCGGUUUUGUGAUGAAGCUGGUGCUGAUGAUCCUGACGUUGGUGACUCACAUCGCGCUGUUCGCGUCCGCAGAACUGUUCAAUCAGUACCAGAAAGGAGAGUUGGAUACAGAAUUCUCAAUGCUGCCUUAUUCGGCCAAGGCAGGCCUGGUGUUGAUAUUCCUGGCUGCGUUGCUCCACAUCCUCGAUCGACAGAUAGAGUUCACGUCCAGGACGGACUUCCUGUGGAAGGACAAACUCAAAUUCGAGCAGGAGGAGGUGGAGACCAUGAGGGGGAUAAAUAAGAUUCUGCUGGAGAACAUUCUGCCGGCCCACGUUGCUGAGCAUUUUCUUACUUCCGUUGCGUCAGAGGAAGAUCUGUACCACGAGCGAUACUCGAGCAUCGCGGUGAUGUUCGCCUCCAUCCCCAACUACAAGGAGUUCUAUGACGAGACUGAUGUCAACAAGCAGGGCCUGGAGUGUCUGCGGCUGCUCAACGAGAUCAUCUGCGACUUUGAUAAGUUGCUGCUGAAGCCCAAAUUCAGCUGCAUAGAGAAAAUCAAGACCAUCGGCAGCACGUACAUGAUUGCUUCGGGCUUAAGGCCCGGCAAGGAAGAGCAGUUGGACGCGAACAGGAAGGAGGAGCACACGGUGGCGAUCCUCGUCGAGUUCGCGGUAGCCCUGAUGACGAUCCUGGACCAGAUCAACAGGGAGUCCUUCCAGCGGUUUAAACUGAGGAUAGGUCUGAACCACGGGCCGGUGAUAGCGGGCGUGGUGGGGGCGCAGAAGCCGCAGUACGACAUCUGGGGCAACACCGUGAACGUCGCCUCGCGGAUGGACUCCACCGGCCUCAUGGGCAGGAUCCACGUCACCGAAGACACCGCCAAGGUCCUUAUGAACGUCGGCUACAGCUGCGAGUGCCGUGGACCCACUUACGUCAAAGGGAAGGGCACGCUGACUACUUACUUCGUGAAGACGCCGAACUUCAGCAGCGGCAUA